This is a messenger RNA of Hippoglossus stenolepis (Pacific halibut), 5405 nucleotides long. It is a transcript of the gene tmtc2b, whose product is annotated as transmembrane O-mannosyltransferase targeting cadherins 2b. Lineage: Eukaryota; Metazoa; Chordata; Actinopteri; Pleuronectiformes; Pleuronectidae. Gene Ontology annotation, biological process: protein O-linked glycosylation via mannose. The record is from RefSeq and is a predicted model, not a curated record. Gene Ontology annotation, cellular component: endoplasmic reticulum membrane. The transcript has 12 exons. Bases 383 to 2917 code for a protein of 844 amino acids. Gene Ontology annotation, molecular function: mannosyltransferase activity; protein binding.
UCCUGCCGCUCGGCGUCGGGUGAGGGAGGAAGGAAGGACGGCGUGCGUGUGCGUGUGGCUCACUUUCCCCCCCAAACGCUGCUCGUGUUCUCACCUCCACGCACCCAGCGGCUCCCCGCAGCAACUCGAGCCCGCGCAGCUCGCACCCAACAUGGGUUAGAGAGGCGGCCGCGCACGGGAUUAUCCACUUUGUGCACUUCGGAGGAUGAUGGAGGGGGAGACGGACUUGUUUUUCGCGGAGACAUCCUGACAAAGACGCGGACUGAGAGGGAGGAGAGCUCGCUGUCUCUCCCGGUCUCGCUUGGCACUUUUUCUUACAUUUUGUUUUUAUUAUUAUUAUUAUUAUUAUCGUUAUUCCCUCGGGUGUGAGCGACGCAGAGAGAUGUUUGCAGAAUUGCUGUGCGGCGCCGUGGCUCUGGUCCUGUAUGUCAACACUCUGGGCGCCGAUUUCUGCUACGAUGACAGCCGUGCAAUCAAGACCAAUCAGGACCUGCUCCCAGAGACGCCCUGGAUAAAUAUCUUCUACGAUGACUUCUGGGGAACCUUACUCACACACAGUGGCAGCCAUAAGUCUUACCGGCCCCUCUGCACCCUCUCCUUCCGCCUCAACCAUGCUGUGGGGGGGCUGGAGCCCUGGGGUUACCACCUGGUUAACGUGGCCCUCCAUGGAGCUGUGACAGGCCUGUUCACCGCGCUGGCUCGCCUGCUUCUCGGAGGAGGCCUGUGGAGCCUCCUGGCCGGCCUCCUCUUCGCCUCCCACCCCAUCCACACGGAGGCGGUGGCGGGCGUUGUGGGCAGGGCCGAUGAAGGCGCCGCUCUGUUCUUCUUGCUGUCCCUGCUCUGUUACAUGCGUCACUGUACGCUACGGGGCCACGCUGGGCCCUGGCGGCUCGUGGCGUGGCUCCUCUGCAGCCUGGCCUGCGCCGCCUGCAGCAUGCUGUGGAAGGAGCUUGGAGUCACCGUCCUGGCUGUGUCAGCGCUGUAUGACGUCUGCGUUUUCCACAAGCUCAAGCUGCGACAGGUCAUCAUGCUCCUCUACAAGAGGAACAACGUCCACCUGCUGCUCAAUGUGUUUUUAUUGGCCGGCUGGGGGGCCGUGCUGUUGGCCUGCCGCUUCUACUGGAUGGGCAACAAGCCGCCCAACUUCUCCAACUCCGACAACCCGGCAGCCGACUCGCCCUCGCUCCUCGCCAGGUUCCUCACCUUUUUCCACCUGCCCGCCGUCAACUUUUGGCUCCUCCUCUGCCCGGACAUGCUCAGCUUUGAUUGGUCGAUGGACGCCCUGCCUUUGAUCAGGAGCUUGGCUGAUUCGAGGAACUUCCACACGGGGGUCUUCUACCUUGGACUGCUCCUACUGGCUUGGUUUGGCCUGUGGACGCACCACACAGCUAAAAGCAGGGAGACGAACGGCAAAGCCCAUCAUUACACCAACGGAAAAAACGGACACAGCAAUGGACACAGUUACCAAUUCAACAAUCAUGAACAUACGAACAAUUCCCACACAGGCAAUCACAGUAACAGUGCUCAAAAUGGUACCAAGAAGUACUAUGAGAUCAGGACUCCACUGCCCACUUCUGAGAAUGUAGUGGUGUUCUCUCUAGGCCUGUUGGCGAUUCCCUUCCUCCCUGCCACAAACCUGUUCUUCUAUGUGGGCUUUGUGAUAGCGGAGAGAGUCCUGUACAUCCCCAGCAUGGGCUUCUGCCUGCUGGUAGCGGUGGGGAUGAGGUCCCUGUACGUCCGACUGCGACGCCGGUCCUUCAGGACGAUGCUGGUGUACUGCAGCGCCGCCCUGGUUCUUCUGUUCGGCGUCAAAACUGUCAUGAGGAACCGCGACUGGCGGAAUGAGGAGAUGCUCUACAGGUCAGGGAUUUAUGUCAAUCCUGCUAAAGCAUGGGGCAACCUUGGAAACGUCCUGAAGAGCCAGGGCGAGAUGGAGGAGGCUGAGCAGGCGUACAGAAACGCCCUCUAUUACCGCAGCAACAUGGCUGACAUGCUGUAUAACCUCGGUUUGCUGCUGCAGGAGAGCAACAAGUUCGCGGAGGCACUCCACUACUAUAAGCUGGCCAUUGGGAGCAGGCCAACCCUGGCUUCGGCCUACUUGAACACAGGCAUCAUCCUCAUGAAUCAGGGUCGCAUGGAUGAAGCCAAGCGCACCUUCCUGACCUGCGCCGACAUCCCGGACGAGAACCUGAAGGACCCCCACGCCCACAAGAGCUCGGUCACCAGCUGCCUGUACAACCUGGGCAAGCUGCUGCACGAGCAGGGACAUCAGGAGGAGGCCGUCUCCGUGUUUAAAGAAGCUCUACAGAAAAUGCCGAGACAAUUUGCACCACAGAGCCUCUACAACAUGAUGGGAGAGGCCUACAUGAGACUGAACAAACUGCCUGAAGCUGAGCACUGGUACACGGAGUCGCUGCGAGCCAAGCCCGACCACAUCCCUGCACACCUCACCUACGGCAAACUCCUGGCUGUCACGGGUCAGAAGACAGAAGCAGAGAGGUACUUCUUGAAGGCCAUUCAGCUUGAUCCCUCAAAAGGCAACUGCUACAUGCAUUAUGGUCAGUUUUUGUUGGAAGAGUCCCGGCUGCUGGAAGCGGCGGAGAUGGCGGAGAAAGCCGCGCGCCUCGACAGCGGGGAGUUUGAUGUGGUCUUCAGUGCAGCCCAUAUGCUCAGACAAGCCAGCCUAAAUGAAGCAGCCGAGAGGUACUACGGACAAGCAGCAAGCCUGAGGCCCAAUUAUCCUGCAGCUCUGAUGAACCUGGGGGCGAUCCUCCACCUCAACGGGAAGCUGCAAGAGGCUGAAGCCAAUUACCUCCGAGCGCUCCAACUGAAACCCGACGACGCCAUCACCCAGUCCAACUUGCGCAAGCUGUGGAACAUCAUGGAGAAACAGGGCCUGAGGACGAUGAGCCCCUGAGCUCCUCCCCCCGCCUCGAGUACCUGCCACGUGUGUGCCGGACCCGGAGGAGAGGCCGGCCCCUGCGCUCCUUGUUCGCUCCUCUCUUCCAGGAGACAUGGAGGAGGCUCAGGGAGGGCGUGAUUGUGCCGCGCAGCCCUCGUAAUGACUCCUGAGCUCUGCAUACACCUCAGGCCAGCAGCUCUUCUCAGAAGCAUUGCUCACAGUUUGGCCGGCUCCGGGCAGUUUUUGGACUCUUUGGAACUUUCUUUAAAAUAAGUGCUCCCACAGGAACCUUUUUUUUUUCUUUCUACUUUUCUUUUUUCUAACUAGAGCACUUGAACCAGGAGCGAGACCAUAGGUACAUCCGUCAACAUUUGUGAUGAAUUAAGUCACUUAAAUAAGCAAUUGUAGUUCAAAAGGGUCGUACUGAUUUGUCCCCGAGCAGCAGCGAGACAAAGUACAAACGAGAUCUCAGAGCGAAGCACUGAGGGUAUUUUUCAUCAGGAUUUAAUAAAGUUUUGAUCAGAUAUUCAAUCUUGGUAAUGAAGAAAAUGAGAUAAUAUGAAGAACUGGACGCCGUCCAAAAUCUCCAGUGAAGUUUUGAGUCUGUGUAUUUUUGUUUUUCACAUCCUCAGUGGGUUUGUUUUUUACUCGUGAGAUUACACACACUUCAUAAUGAAGGAAUGGAAAUUAGCACCGUUAUUUUAAACCAUUUGUCGCAGACGCCCCGGACGUUUGUCGUCAACUUUAAAAAGGGAAUUCAGUUUAUUAGCCAUCACAGCACAACAACAGCCUCUAAAAGCUCCACACAGACUUGUAUUUGUCUUGUUUUGGCAGGAAAAGUAAAAAGAAGUGAAGGAAGUGGGACUCAUUUCACACUGUAAUGCCUUAUAAUAAAUGGUGUGAAUCUUCUUUAGCAGUGUGCAGUAGCAUGCAGGCGGCAUUUUGACCCCUACUGCUUCUCCUAGUUCACAGUUAAAGAAGCCAAGUCGCCAUAGAAACGUGUUCGUUGACAACAUGAAGAAGCUCUAAACGGAAUUAUUGAGAUACCCUUCCCAUGGAAGUCACAGAAAACAACGGUACGGUAGUUAUGGGUGCGUCGUCUCCAUACUGCUGCUUCCAGCGAGGAGCGUGUGUGGAGCUGAAACAGAUGAAGGAAAACUUCUAACCAAAUACAGGAGCAAUGCCGAUGCACAUUUUUUUCAUCUCAUGGCACGAGACUUAGCGCACGUCUUGAGGGAAAUGUUUUAACGUUUGUGUUGGAAUAAAAACUAAUUUCAUUGUGUUUAUAUAAAUGAAUCCUAAUAUAUAUCUACGUUGUGUAUAUUAUACAGAAAAACCAUGCAGCAAAAAAGUAGCCAAUGGAAGCUCCGACGCUGAGGAAAUUUGGUUUGUUACAUUAAAGGGGAACUCUGGUAUUUUUCAGUCUAGGCCCUAUGUUUAUGAAUCUUGGUGUGUAAAUGAAAAACUUGUAGAAUCAACCCAGCAGUGGCUACAAUGUAAUCUUAUGGGGCAACUGCAACAGUCCACAAAAUGUCCACUAAACAUGCUUUUUCCAACAAUAAUGAAAAUGUUAGGGCUCAAAUUGUUAUUCUGGGUCUUUGCUGAGAGUCUGCGAACAUUAUGCACGUCUUGCUCAAUGAGUACCGUUCAUGUACACACCCGUAUUUAAAACAUAGGCCCAGAUUUUCCCAUAUUGUCAACCCUCAGUUCUCUGUCUCAAGGUCUCAUUUUUGUAGAUAUUCUGUGUAAUUAACAUCUGCUUGUUUGCCGUCGAUGUCAGCAAUGACGUUAAAUGAGAUGACACCUCCCCAGAAGUACGAAUAUGUGCAGUAUUUGUGAUCAGAAAAACCUCCUGAACUGUCUGUGUCCUCAGUUUAUUACAUUGUAAGUUAUUGCUUUGUGUUACCUCAGCAACAGAAUCAGCUGGCACUGUGUUUUUACAUGUAAGAUGAAGGAAGUGAGCAGAUAUGUCGUAUGUGUUAGAAAAGAAAAAACUCACAAAACACUUGAGUGGGCCCAUUUAAAAAGCACCUUGAAUAUAUAUUUGUCACUUGCAGUCAAAAUGGUGUCCGCACUGUUCUGUUUAUGACUGUGAUCACUUGUCGAGUAAAAUAAUCACAAUUCACAUUCAUCCCUCCCUCACAUCACAAAAAAAACAACCCAUGUGCUAAUUUCUCCUGUGUAUAUAAAGUGUUCUUGAACAAACACUGAUAAUUGUUAUUGCUUGAGUGACGAUGUAAAAAAAACAAACAAAAAAAAAAAAGGUUCACUCUGUGUCUCUGCUCAGGGAUCUCAAGCGGUGGGUUAUUGCAGAAACUUGUUCACAGAGCGUUUACUAAAUUAAAGAUUUAUUUUUGAAAAGUUGUUGUAUUUGUAUAAAUUAUGAAGAUUUGUAGCCUUUUUUUCCUCCUUUUUCUAAUAUAAAAAUGAACAAUGUGCCAGAAUAAGACCUUUGUCUCUCAAUGUUGCUUUUUUUCCACAAUAAAUUUAUGGUGUUCUGCUU